Molecule: messenger RNA, 3010 nt
Organism: Eurytemora carolleeae
Lineage: Eukaryota; Metazoa; Arthropoda; Copepoda; Calanoida; Temoridae
Exons: 16
Biological process (GO): amino acid transmembrane transport
Molecular function (GO): amino acid transmembrane transporter activity
Source: RefSeq, a predicted model, not a curated record
UCAGUUUGUGCCAAAAUUUAUGAAAAUGUUGACGUCAGUUGUAACGUUAGCUAACAGUAUUAUAGGAGUUAGCAUCCUAGCUAUGCCGUACUGUUUUAAACAGUGCGGAAUAUUGCUUGCUGCUCUGAUGAUCAUUUUGUCUGGAGUACUAGUCAAAUUGGCUUGUCAUCUGUUGUUGAAGUCUGCAAUGUUGGCUCGCCGAAGAAAUUUUGAAUAUCUGGCGUUUCACACAUAUGGAAACACAGGGAAACUACUAGUCGAGCUUGGAAUAAUCGGUUUUCUUGUGGGAACUGCCAUUGCAUUUUUCGUUGUGAUGGGUGACCUUGGACCCCCUCUCCUAGCAGAGUUCACAGGCAUAGAACAGACAGCUAAUCUCAGGCUGGUCAUUCUUACAGGUCUUGGUUUGUUUGUUGCCUUGCCCCUGUCCUUGCUGAGGAACAUUGAGAGCUUACAAGUAAUCUGUGCAACCAGUAUCAUCUUCUAUUUAGUUGUGGUUUUUAGGGUUGUACUAGAAGCAGUCCCAACCUUCACCUCGAUGAAUUGGUUGGAUCAAGUUAACAUCUGGCGACCUGCUGGCAUGCUUCAAUGCUUUCCUAUAUUCUCGAUGGCCCUGGCUUGUCAGACUAACGUAUUCGAGGUGUACGCAACCCUACCCGACGCAUCUCUUCCCAAGAUGAACCAAGUUAUCAAGGGGGCAGUGAAUCUCUGCUCUGGACUCUAUAUAACUAUCGGAUUUUUUGGCUACAUUGCAUUCUGCGGUCACGAUUUUGGAGGAAACAUUCUCACUUCGUUUACAGAGCAUUCAAGAUUUAUAGGUAUAAUUGUAUACGUUAAGGGGUUCAUGAGAUAUGAUCGGAUAUCCAAUCAUAAAAAACAGAAAAACAAAUUUGUAUUGUUGCAACUCUAUUUAGACUUACCAAGGCAUCGGAUCUACAGAACUAGUCAACGAUUACAUGCCUCCCACCAGGUAACUAGAUCAGGAUUAGUCAACGAUUACAUGCCCCCCACCAGAUUUAAUCUGAUCACCCUGUUUGUGAUAUCUGUGGCGCUAGUGGUGGGCAUCAUUAUACCAGAUAUUGAACUAGUUCUUGGUCUAGUAGGAUCUACCAUGGGUGCUUCAAUCUGUGUCAUAUUCCCGGCUGUUGCAUUUCUGAAGCUAACCUCUAAAAAUACCACAGAGAGGCUGGCAGCUAGGGGUGUUCUAGCCGUAGGAAUAAUAACCCUCAUUCUGGGAACCUAUGUGAACCUGGUUGAGAGAUCAAGUUCCUCCAGUUCUCCUGGUUCUCCGGGUCCUAGCUUUAUCAAACCUAAAUUUGAUGCAAACCCCCUCCAUCGUCCAAAAGAUUUAUCUGAUGAGGUAGAACAAAAAGGAGAGGAGUUAAUCAAGAAAUUAUCUAACGAGGUAGGGAAGGAUGUUCCCUCCUCCUCCUCCUCCUCCUCCUCCUCCUCUUCUUCAAGUAUCAAGAACGAAGAGCUGAAGAAUGAGAAAAAUAAAGAGGUUAAGAAUGAUAACAAGGAAGAGGAGACAAGAAUUGAGCCAGUUGUUCCAGAGGAACCUGAAGAUACUAAAUCUGUGGAGAAGAAAGAUGUUCCUGACUCACAGGAACAUGAUGAUAAGAAAUUAGAUGUUUCAGACGCUCAGGAACACAAGGAUCAGAAGGACGUUCCUAAUAACCUGGAACAUGAUGAAAAAAAGAAGUUUGUUCCGGAUGCUCUGGAACACGAUGAUAAGAAAAACGCUAACUCUGAAGAUGUCAAGGAAAAUCUGAAAGUAAAAGAGCCUGGAAAAGCUGCCGAAGCAGAAGAUCAACCUAAACCAGAGAAGGAGUACGCUGCUGCAGAGUUGCUGGAGGAGCUGGCCAGGCAGAAGAAGGAGCAGGAGAUCAUUCUUGAUCAACAGAAACAGAUCCUUAAUCAGCUCAAGGAGCAUCAGCUGAAAGAAACAGAAGGAAAGGCUGUUGUGCAACAACAACAACAACAGCAGCAGCAACCUGGGAACCAACAACCUGCUGAACAACAAGCCCCUGCAGUUCAACAGCAAUAUCAACAACAACAGAUUAAUAUGCAACAGCAAUAUCAACAACCUGCGGAACAACAACCUAUAGUUCAACAGCAGCAGCAAAUACCUGUACAACAACAAUAUCAACAACUUGCGGAACAACAACCGCCUUUAGCUCCAGAAAUGCGGCAACAACCGGUAGUUCAACAACAGCAAGCGAUAGGGCAACAGCAGCAGCUGGUACAACAACAAUUUAAUGUGAAACAACAACAUCCUCCACAAUCUGUAGUGCAACAGCAACCGACUGUGCAGGAACAACAAGUCCAACAACAACCUGUCAUCCAACCACAGCCUAUUAUUCAACAACAACAGGUAGUUCAGCAAAAUCAGCCUGUUUUUCGAAAUCAACAACAACUGAAUGACCAGCAACAACAGCCGGUUUUCCAACAACAACCUUUGGUACAACAACAACCAGUUGCCCAUCUACAACAACAAUCAAAUUUUCAACAAUAUCAACCUGAUCCCCAAUACCAGCAACCUUUAGUCCAACAACAGCAGCCCGCUAUUCAACCACAACAACAACCUGCUGUUCAGCUAAAACAAUCUGCUGUUCAACCACCAUCUGAUGUUCAGCAACAACAACCUGCUGUUCAGCAACAGCAACCUGCUGUUCAGCAACAACAACCUGUUGUUCAACAACAACAGCAAUCAGCCAUUUACCAACAGCCUGAUGUUCAACAACAUCCUGCUUUUCAACAACAACAACAACAACAACAACAACAACAACCUGUUGUUCAACAACAACAGCAAUCGGCUAUUUACCAACAGCCUGAUGUUCAACAACAAAAACAACAACAGCCUGUUGUUCAACAACAACAACCUGUUGUUCAACAACAACAACCUGUUGUUCAACAACAACAACAACCUGUUGUUCAACAACCACCUGUUUUUCAACAACAACAACAACCUGUUGUUCAACAACAGCAACUUGUUCAACAACAACAACAACCU